Molecule: messenger RNA, 1542 nt
Organism: Acanthosepion pharaonis
Lineage: Eukaryota; Metazoa; Mollusca; Cephalopoda; Sepiida; Sepiidae
Source: the annotation of a GenBank genome assembly
AUGAAUGGUCAUAGACAAGCGUUUGCCCACAAAGCCUGGGCUUACAGUAGUCUUGACCAUGGUCAUACUUUGAGAAGGGAAACAUCACUUGACAAUCCAGCCUAUUCUUCUUUUGAUCGGAGCUACCCAAAUAAUAACUACAGCCCUAACCUCCCAGGAGUGCAGGGGUCACCAGGAAUAGGCGCUGGACGCCCUUCACGGCAAAGUACUUCUUUUGAAAAUGAGGAGCCUGCUCCUAGUAAUCUCACUCGAAUACCUAAACGUUAUCCACCUCCUUCCUCUAACUCAUUUCAUCAUCUUCCUGGUAGCCAGUCUCCACGUAGUCCAAAUAGGUUUCCCGAUUAUGAUGAAGGACUCCGUCAUAUGGAAAUGUCUGUCAUUUUGAGGAGACAGGAAAGUGGCUUUGGAUUUAGAAUCAUUGGUGGCACUGAAGAAGGCUCACAGGUGUCAGUUGAGCAAGUAUUGUAUAGAGCUGGAGGUGUAUCUGAAAGCUACCCAUAUGAUGUCACUGUUACUCGAAGGGAACAUGAAGGCUUUGGCUUUGUGAUAAUCUCUUCAGUAACAAAGGCUGGAUCAACUAUAGGUCGUAUUUUGGAGAAUAGCCCUGCUGAAAGAUGUAACCGAUUACAUGUUGGAGACAGGAUACUGGCUGUAAAUAAUGUUGACAUCUCACACAUGCACCAUGAAGAAAUUGUUAAUUUGAUAAAAGAUUCAGGAUAUUCAGUCACACUUACAAUUGGUCCUCCUCAAGGAACCAACAUCAACAACAAUGUUGCUUCAGAAGGAAAACAAAACAAUUCAGCUGACCCAAAGGCCUCUGGGGGUAUCACACGCCGACAAAAUGGAGAAGUUCAGACUUUGCAGGAUGAUGCAUCCAGUACAACAUCAACCUCCCAACGUAGCUCUGCUGGUUCAAUGAUUAAUGCUAUGGCCUAUCCCGCUAUCAGUGAAAGUGAUCUUUCUCAUAGAUCGGAACACUCCCCUUACCACCAACCAGCUAAUGAAAGGUAUUCUACUACAACACAACAUGCAGAACGUCCUAAAGAUAUGAGUCGACCUCCACGAAUUCAAAAUCACCAAUCAUCUCAAGAUAAUGAAGAUGAAAUCUACUCAGUGAAGCUGCAUCGAGGAACUCGUGGAUUUGGCUUCUCAAUACGUGGGGGAAGAGAAUUCAACAACAUGCCUCUAUAUGUGCUUCGCAUCGCGGAGGGGGGCACUGCUGACUUGGAUAGCAGACUCAGGGUUGGUGAUCAAAUCUUAGAAAUAAAUGGAUACAGUAUGAACAAUAUUACCCACCAAGAGGCCAUUGAUAUUAUUCAAAAUGGUGGCAACAGUGUACAAUUAUUAGUGAAAAGGACUGGCAAACCACCUCCCAGUUUUGAUGGUUUACCUUCUCCCACAAAUCGAACUGGUGGUGCUCUUGGAAUAACAAAUGGACCUAUAGGACACAGUUCGCCUCACAUGGGACGCCGUAAUACUACUGAACACCCAUCAGACUAUUUUCCGGAUUAUAACUAUUCUCGUAGCUAUCCCAAUUAUUGA